Molecule: messenger RNA, 1535 nt
Organism: Neltuma alba
Lineage: Eukaryota; Viridiplantae; Streptophyta; Magnoliopsida; Fabales; Fabaceae
Product: thiosulfate/3-mercaptopyruvate sulfurtransferase 1, mitochondrial
Exons: 12
Coding region: 126-1247 (373 amino acids)
Cellular component (GO): mitochondrion
Molecular function (GO): thiosulfate-cyanide sulfurtransferase activity
Source: RefSeq, a predicted model, not a curated record
AAAACGAUAACUGAGGAGCUUCUCCGUCACACUCAGCAGUCUCUCCCUUUGGCUGCUUUCAUUCUUUGACGCACCUCACUCUUCCAGCUAUCUAAGGCGACUUGCUUAUAUGAUCGUUGAGGGAUAUGGCAUCUUCUCUUCUCAGAAGGAUGUUGUUGGGUCCUCGCCUCAUUCAUUCUUCGAGGCCCCAAAUACUCACUUCUUUCUUAAAUAAGAGCUCAUUUCAAUCACAAGCUGUUCCAGCCUAUACUUCUCAAAAAACAAGGAUAACUGGGUGGUCUCAUUUUGUCAUGGUUUCCUCCCCCAUUGGAACACGAGCUUCUUAUUCAACAGUGUCUGUAUCUACGGAUGAUCCUGUUGUUUCCGUGGAUUGGCUCUAUGCUAAUCUUAAGAAGCCUGAUUUGAAGGUAUUGGAUGCCUCCUGGUACAUGCCAGAUGAGCAGAGGAACCCAUUUCAAGAAUAUCAGGUUGCUCACAUUCCUGGGGCCCUUUUCUUUGAUGUAGAUGGAAUAUCGGAUCGAACUUCAAAUCUACCGCACAUGUUGCCAUCAGAAGAAGCUUUUGCUGCUGCUGCUUCUGCUCUUGGCAUAGAGAAUAAAGAUGGAUUGGUUGUUUAUGACGGAAAAGGAAUAUUUAGUGCAGCUCGUGUAUGGUGGAUGUUCCGAGUUUUUGGGCAUGACAGAGUUUGGGUAUUAGAUGGUGGCCUGCCAAGAUGGCGUGCGUCAGGAUAUGAUGUUGAAUCAAGUGCUUCUGGUGAUGCUAUAUUGAAGGCUAGUGCUGCAAGUGAGGCCAUAGAGAAAGUAUACAAGGGACACGGAGUUGGGCCAAUCACAUAUAAGACUAAAUUUCAGCCACAUCUUGUUAGGACGAUGGAGCAGGUGAAGAAAAAUAUUGAGGAAAAAAGUCACCAACAUAUAGAUGCUCGAUCGAAGCCCAGGUUUGAUGGAGCUGUGCCAGAACCCCGUAAGGGAAUUAGAGGUGGUCACGUACCUGGCAGCAAGUGCAUUCCUUUUAAACAGGUGCUGGAUGCUUCCCAAACAUUGUUACCACCGGAUCAGCUUAAGAAGCGAUUUGAUGAAGAAGGAAUCUCUUUGGAAAGCCCAAUAACAGCUUCUUGCGGCACUGGAGUAACUGCUUGCAUUCUUGCAUUGGGUCUGCAUCGUCUUGGAAAGUCUGAUGUUGCGGUCUAUGAUGGAUCUUGGACUGAAUGGGGAGCACAAUCUGAUACACCAGUUGAAACUUCUUAAAUGCGAUAUAGCCACAACCUCAUGAGCAGCAUGCAUUAAUGUGUCUUGUUAGGGAAGGGGCUUUACCACCAUAGUCAACUUAUUUGAGCCCUGCAAUUUUUUGUUUCUUUGCUUCUUCCCUUUUUUCUCCUCCUCAAUGAUUAAAUAACAAAUGUCAUUGAUCCUUGUUAAAAAUUGUUACCGAAGCUAGUUUUGUGGUUUAUAAAAAUAAUCUGAAUGUGUUGUUCAUGAGAUACUGAUAGAAAUUGUGAAACGCCAAGUAUUAUCAUGUUUUGCAUUCCUUGGGAA